This is a messenger RNA of Poeciliopsis prolifica (blackstripe livebearer), 1833 nucleotides long. RefSeq lists its product as uncharacterized. The transcript has 4 exons. Gene Ontology annotation, molecular function: GTP binding. NCBI's taxonomy places the organism in Eukaryota, Metazoa, Chordata, Actinopteri, Cyprinodontiformes, Poeciliidae. The coding region runs from base 1 to 1833 and encodes 610 amino acids. The record is from RefSeq and is a predicted model, not a curated record.
AUGGGCAAACCUUUCACCCUGAUAACAACAGGAGACGUCCUCAGUCUGCCUGUGGAAAGAGUCGGUCAGGACAUGAAGACGUGUGCGACUCUCUGCCCACCUGGACCAAACGUCCUGCUGCUCCUGGUGAAGCCGUCAGACUUCACCAAGUCGAACCGACAGAAUAUGAACUGUGUCCUGAGUUUUUGGGGGAAAGAAGCCUUUAAUUAUGCAAUAGUCAUCACAACUGAAACUGAUGAGCAAUGGACGUUUCCCAUGAACCAACUUGUCAGGGAAUGUGGCCAAAGGAUCCACAAAGUGGACCUCGAUGAAAGCGUCCACGCCUUCAUUCUGGUCCUCCCAUUGGACGGUUAUACCGAGGAAGAUAAGAAGGAGCUGGAAACCAUCCAGGAAAUCUUCAGUCUAGGAAUCAAUGAUUUCACCAUGAUUCUUUUUACUAUGGAGGCAACUGGCACACCUUCUGCAGCGCUGAGGUUUCUGAGGGAAAAUAGAGACAUUCAAGAUCUCUGCCACAGUAUCAAUGAGCACAGAAAGAAUCCACAAAAGGUGGAGAAUGUGCAGAGUUCAAAAAAUGGCUCUGGAUCAGGGAUGAUGCAGAACAUAACCAUAAACCAAAAUCUAUCCGCGCCGCAGAGUAAAGAGCCUCUCCGUAUGGUGUUAAUUGGGAAGACUGGUUGCGGUAAAAGUGCCACUGGAAACACCAUCCUGGGCAGGAAAUGCUUUUUCUCAAAGGUUUCUCAAGUAUCAGUGACAAACGUUUGUCAGAAAGAGACAGGAGAGGUCAAUGGUCGUCCUAUUGCCGUGGUGGACACACCAGGACUGUUUGAUACAUCUCAGUCUAAUGACCAGAUUAAACAAGAGCUCAUCAAAUGCAUCAGCUUGUCGGCGCCCGGACCUCACGUCUUCUUACUCGUCCUGCAGAUCGGACGCUUUACGCAGGAGGAAAAAGAAACUGUGGAGCUGCUCAAGGAUUUCUUUGGAGAGAAGUCAGUGAACUUCAUCAUCGUUGUAUUCACCAGAGGAGACGAACUCAAAGAUCAGACAUUUAACAGUUACUUAACCGAAAGCAAGGAAUUUGUCAAAAGGCUGAUCACUGAUUGUGGGGAGAGAUAUCAAGUCUUUAACAACAAUGACCAAGAGAAUCGACGUCAAGCUACAGAGCUCCUAGACAAAGUGGAGGCAAUGCUGAGGGAAAAUGGAGGAAGCUACUACAGCUCAGAGCUCUUCAAAGAGGCAGAGGAGGCCAUACAGAAGGAAACCCAGAAGAUACUGACAGAAAAGGACACAGAGCUGCAGAAGAAGAAGGAACUCCAAAAGCUAAGAGAAGAAUACGAAGAGGAAAAGCGAAGAUAUGAAACAAAAUGGAAAGAAGAACAGCAAAUCCGGAGGGAACAAGAGGAAACCGAAUGGAGAGAAGCAACAGAAACGCUUCGCCAGCAAGUUGAGGAAUUAGAGAGGAAAAAUUUUGAGGAUGCUAGAAAACAAGCAGAACAAAGCAAUGAUUUCAGGAACAAAUAUACUUGUGAUGUCACGGCUGACAUGGAAAAAACUGGGAAAGAAAUAAAAGACUUCAAGCAGAGGGAACAGAAAAAAAACGAACAAAUGAUAAGGCAGCUGAUUAGAAACAAAGAAUACCAGAACAGUUUCGACAUGCUGCAGAAAAAACAUGAAGAAGAAAUAAACAAGUUGAAAUUAUCGCUUUGUUUCCACGGUGAGACUUAUAUCAAAAACAGAAUAACUGAGCUGAAGGAGACGCAUCAGGAGGAAAUAAAUGAGUGGAUACAGGAAAAGGUGAAACAGGCUGCAGAGAGGAAAAUGUGCAGCAUUUCAUGA